AUGGGAGGUAGUAACAUCAACUUAUUAAGCCCUCCCGAGCAAUUUGGGAUUGUAGAGCCAGGAAUCUAUCGAUCAGACAUGCUACAACAGCCUCACUUUUCAUAUCUAAAGCAGUUUGGCUUCAAGACACUUGUCAUGCUCAGUCCAGAACUACCAAACAGAGUAACAACCAAUUUCAUUGAAGAGGGUGAUAUCAAGCUUGUACAUGUUGGUAUGGCAACAUGGAAGCCAACACAACCAUCGACUUGGAGACCUGUUUCUGAGGAGCUCAUCAAAGAAGGAUUGGAGUUGAUUUUGGAUGUCGAAACACAUCCCAUCUUGAUCAUGUGCACAUCAGGCAUUCAUGAGACGGGUACACUGGUAGGAUGUUUGCGAAAGCUGGAGGGCUGGAAUUUCAGCUCCAUUGUCACCGAGUAUCGAUCUUAUGCAGGCACAAAAGCACGCUAUGUCAAUGAGCAGUUUAUAGAGUUGUUUGAUUUGGAUUUAGUGACGCUGCCUCUCCAUUUACCUGCAUGGUUCAUAGAUCAACAGAAAAUGCUAGCUGAUGAAGAAGCAGAGGAGGCUUCAAGGCAGAAAUCACAGUAA
This is a messenger RNA of Mucor velutinosus, 585 nucleotides long. RefSeq lists its product as uncharacterized. The coding region runs from base 1 to 585 and encodes 194 amino acids. NCBI's taxonomy places the organism in Eukaryota, Fungi, Mucoromycota, Mucoromycetes, Mucorales, Mucoraceae. The transcript is spliced from 4 exons. The record is from RefSeq and is a predicted model, not a curated record. Gene Ontology annotation, molecular function: phosphatase activity.